AUGAUCCCGCACACGCGCAGCCUCGAGCUCGCCAGCAGCUGCUGUCAGGGCACCAACCGCUCGCAGCCUCAGGCCGCUCGUGGCGCCGCUGCCCGGGCCCGCAACGUGCGUGCACGGGCUGAGAAGAGGGAGAACGACUUGGAGAGCAAGCAGCCGGCGUCAGCGCCGGGAUUGAUCAACCCGACGCGCAGGCAGGCGGCUCUGGCUGGCCUCUGUGCGUGCGGUGCUGCCCUCGUGCCGGCCGGCGCGCGGGCCGAGCGGCUGGACAAGGUGGAGAUCGACCUCGAGAACGCCCCCAAGUGCCGCGAGUGCGCCGGCCAGGGCAUCGUUCCGUGCGACAUGUGCGGCGGGAGCGGCAAGUGGCGUGCGCUGAGUCGGAAGAAGGUCAAGUCGCAGUACGAGUUCACGGAGUGCCCGCAGUGCUACGGGCGCGGGGUGCGCGUCUGCGGCGUGUGUUUCGGCUCGGGCUUGCGCAACGUGCGCGGGCUGCUGCGGAGGCCGGAGGCCGCGCUGAUGGUCGAGAAGAUGCAGCACGGCGAGCUGCAGCCGGGCGAGGCGCAGGAGCUCAUCCGCAAGGCGAAGGAGAAGAUGGCCGCCGACGACGCCACGCGGGCGCAGUGA
Molecule: messenger RNA, 621 nt
Organism: Pedinophyceae sp. YPF-701
Lineage: Eukaryota; Viridiplantae; Chlorophyta; Pedinophyceae
Source: the annotation of a GenBank genome assembly